Messenger RNA from Budorcas taxicolor (takin), 4412 nucleotides. It is a transcript of the gene TOP3A, whose product is annotated as DNA topoisomerase III alpha. Gene Ontology annotation, molecular function: zinc ion binding; DNA binding; DNA topoisomerase type I (single strand cut, ATP-independent) activity. The record is from RefSeq and is a predicted model, not a curated record. Lineage: Eukaryota; Metazoa; Chordata; Mammalia; Artiodactyla; Bovidae. Gene Ontology annotation, biological process: DNA topological change. Bases 21 to 3029 code for a protein of 1002 amino acids. The transcript is spliced from 19 exons. Gene Ontology annotation, cellular component: chromosome; nucleus.
CAGAUGCGCUGGGCCCGGGGAUGAUCUUUCCGGCCCUCCGCUGCGCUCUUCGGGGGCUGCCGCGGCCCGGUGCUCGGGCCCUGACUCGCGCUGCCAUGGAGGUGGCCCUGCGAGGGGUGCGGAAAAUCCUUUGCGUGGCCGAGAAGAACGACGCGGCCAAGGGCAUAGCCGACCUGCUGUCCGGCGGCCGCAUGCGGCGGAGGGAAGGACUUUCAAGAUUCAACAAGAUCUAUGAGUUUGAUUAUCAUCUGUGUGGCCAGAACGUCACCAUGGUAAUGACCUCAGUCUCAGGACACUUGCUGGCCCAUGAUUUCCGGAUGCAGUUUCGCAAAUGGCAGAGCUGCAAUCCUCUUGUCCUCUUUGAAGCAGAAAUUGAAAAGUACUGCCCAGAGAAUUUUGUAGACAUCAAGAAAACUCUGGAGCGAGAGGCCCGGCAAUGCCAGGCCCUGGUGAUCUGGACCGACUGUGACAGAGAGGGUGAAAACAUUGGGUUUGAGGUCAUCCACGUGUGCAAGGCCGUGAAGCCCAGCCUGCAGGUGCUGCGAGCCCGUUUCUCUGAGAUCACUGCCCGCGCCGUCCAGACGGCAUGUGAAAACCUCACGGAGCCCGACCAGAGAGUGAGCGACGCCGUGGAUGUGAGGCAGGAGUUGGACCUGCGGAUCGGGGCGGCCUUCACCAGGUUCCAGACGCUGCGGCUGCAGAAGAUCUUCCCCGAGGUGCUGGCGGAGCAGCUUAUCAGCUACGGCAGCUGCCAGUUCCCCACCCUGGGGUUCGUGGUGGAGAGGUUCAAAGCCAUUCAGGCGUUUGUGCCGGAAGUCUUCCACAAGAUCCGAGUGACUCAUGACCACAGGGACGGCGUGGUGGAGUUCAGCUGGAAGAGGCAUCGUCUCUUCAACCACACGGCGUGUCUCGUCCUCUACCAGCUGUGCAUGGAGGAUCCCAGGGCGACGGUGGUAGAGGUCAGGUCCAAAGCCAAGAGCAAGUGGAGGCCUCAAGCUUUGGACACUGUGGAGCUGGAGAAGCUGGCAUCUCGGAAGUUGAGGAUAAAUGCUAAAGAAACCAUGAGGAUUGCAGAAAAGCUCUACACCCAAGGGUACAUCAGCUAUCCUCGAACUGAAACGAACAUUUUCCCCAAAGACCUAGACCUGGCGGCACUGGUGGAGCAGCAGAUCCCGGAUCCACGCUGGGGGGCCUUUGCUCGAAACAUUCUAGAGCGCGGUGGCCCCACCCCACGCAAUGGAAAUAAGUCUGACCAAGCACACCCUCCCAUCCACCCCACCAAAUACACUGACAGCCUGCAGGGGGAUGAACAGCGACUGUACGAGCUCAUCGUCCGCCACUUCCUGGCCUGCUGCUCCCAGGAUGCCCAGGGCCAGGAGACCACUGUGGAGAUCGACAUCGCGCAGGAGCGCUUCGUGGCCCAUGGCCUCAUGAUCCUGGCCCGGAACUAUCUGGAUGUGUACCCGUAUGAUCGCUGGAGUGACAAGACCCUCCCUGUCUAUGAGGAAGGCACCUGCUUUCAGCCCAGCACUGUGGAGAUGGUGGACGGGGAGACCAGUCCCCCCCAGCUGCUCACCGAGGCUGACCUCAUUGCCCUCAUGGAGAAGCACGGCAUUGGUACGGACGCCACGCACGCCGAGCACAUUGAGACCAUCAAGGCCCGGAUGUAUGUUGGGCUUACACCAGACAAGCGCUUUCUCCCUGGGCACCUGGGCAUGGGGCUCGUGGAAGGCUAUGACUCCAUGGGCUACGAGAUGUCCAAGCCUGACCUGCGGGCCGAGCUGGAGGCUGACCUGAAGCUCAUCUGCGAGGGGAAGAAGGACAAGCUGGUGGUCCUGCAUCAGCAGGUGCAGAAGUACAAGCAGGUGUUCAUCGAAGCCGUGGCCAAAGCCAGGAAGUUGGAUGAGGCCUUGUCCCAGUACUUUGGGGCGGCUGCAGAGGUGGCCCCACAGGAAGCCCUGCCGGCUGUGUCCGAGCCCAUCAGGAAGUGUCCGCAGUGCGGCCGGGACAUGGUUCUCAAGACCAGGAAGAGCGGCGGGUUUUACCUCAGUUGCACGGGCUUCCCUGAGUGUCGGUCGGCUGUCUGGUUCCCAGACAGCGUGCUGGAGGCCAGCAGGGAUGCGAGCGUGUGCCCAGUGUGUCAGCCACGCCCCGUUUACAGAUUGAAGUUCAAGUUUAAACGAGGCAGCCUGCCCCCAACCAUGCCCCUGGAAUUUGUCGGCUGCAUCGGCGGGUGUGACGAGACCCUGAGGGAGAUCCUGGCCCUCAGAUUCUCACAGGGCGCCCCCCGAGUCGGCCAGCCUGCCAGCCAGACCUCCGGCUACCUGCAGGCUAGCCAGUCCCUGAACAGAAUGGACAAUGGCCAGCAGGGCCAGCCCCGGCCCCCUGUCACCAGGCCCUCGAAGGCUUUGACCAGGACGCUGCCCCCACCCGCCGUUGAGAGCGAGAGCAACUCGGUGACCUGCAACUGUGGCCGGGAGGCCCUGCUGCUCACCGUCCGGAAGGAGGGGCCCAACCAAGGCCGCCAGUUCUACAAGUGCAGCGGCGGGGGCUGCAGCUUCUUUCUGUGGGCUGACAGCGGCCACCCGGGAGCCGGGCCUCCCUCCUCAGUGUCCAGACCUCCAGGCGGCCCCCUGGGACGCCCACCAGGCUCCGGGACUCUCCUGGGUGGGUCCAGCAGGUCCGGCAGUGGUGGCAGCGCUGGCGCGUCCUGCCUGUGUGGCCAGCCGGCUGUCACACGCACCGUGCAGAAGGAGGGGCCCAACCAGGGCCGCCAGUUCCACACAUGUGCCCAGCCCCGUGAGCAGCAGUGCGGCUUCUUCCAGUGGGUGGAUGAGAACGUGGCCCCAGGGACCUUCGGAGGCCCCCUCUGGCCAGGAAGCAGGGGAGGAACCCAGGGGCUGGAGGCCAGAAGCAAAAGGGCUCGGGCCGGCUCCUCAGACACAGGGUCUGCAGCCAAGAAACCCCGGAAGUGCAGCCUUUGCCACCAGCCUGGACAUACCCGUCCCUUCUGUCCUCAGAACAGAUGAGGCAGCAUCAGGCUGAGGGGGCCACCUGACCUUCUUCUCUGCCCUUAUGUCUUAGGAAGCAAGUUGUUUCUCAGGGGCCACCAGCGGCUCUUGGGGUUUGGCCUGUGUGUUGAAUCCAGGCCCAGAUCGAUCUCUCUGCUGGACAGUGGCCCUGUGUGCGGGACCCAGGAACAGCCGUGUCUACGGCUGAGAAGCCACAGAGGCUGCCUUCUGUGACUCACGGGCUGUGCUGUCAGCGCCUUGGUGGAGAUUGGCCCUGUCUGCAAGGGGCUUCCAUCCACAGAUGGCCUGAGAAAGGGUGGGAUGCCAGGGAGAGACUCCUGUUUGGAGGUUGUGUCUGCGGAAGGUUUUUGCCUCUUUAUUAAGAAGCUGCAGCCAGGACACCCCACAGCUCAGGUGCCUCAGUAAAGAAUCCAGCCCCUUGACCCUGGCAGGUGAUGGUGUAGUGUCUGGAGAAGUUUGGCAGGACACUGGGCAGUGUUGACCUCCCUGGCCUCCGCUAGCUCCACCACUGUCCUUUGGGGCAGAGAAGAACUGGUGCACAUGCUGCUGUUCCGGCCUCCCAAGAACCAUGGAGCUGAGCGGGAGUCGGUGGACUUUGCUCUGCAGCUCAGAUGAUAAGCAGAAGUAAGCUGAGCAUGACUGAGUUGUAUGGCUGGUGAAGCAGCAACCUGUUCUGGGACUCCUGGCCCCAAACACUUCCUUCAGAGCAGCCCUCGCACUGGGACUGGACAGCGGGCUGUGCAGAAUUGCUCCUGGAGCGUCUGGUUGCUGGGUGUUGGUCUUAGCCCAAUGGCCCAGCCCACUCUGUCCCUUUGGUUUUCACCUGGGCUGACCAUCUCACAUGAAGAGCCGCGGCCCCCUCUGCUUCCCUCUCGGCGCCUUGUCUCCUGCGGUGGCCCUCAUGGUCAUGCAUCGGUGGGUGUUUUUCUGACUGAGCUAGUCUGCCGUGUUCACUUGUCAUCAGUUGAUGGACACGGGGGUGUUUCCACCAUCUGGCUGUUGGGAGCAUUAUAGCUGUGAACUUCUGUGUGCAAGUUAUUUGAACACCUGUAUUUUUUGGGAUCCACACCUAAGAGUGGGGUUGCUGGGUCAUUUAAUUCUAUGCACUAAGCUCUCCACAGCAGCUGCACCAUUUUACCUUCUCACCAGAGUUCCCCUUUCUCCACGUCCUUGCUGUCGUGUCCUUGCUCAUAUUGCCAUCCUCGUGGGCCUGAGGUGGUAUCUCGUGGCUUUGACUUGCAUAUUCCCAGUGACCACUGAUGUUGGGCAUGCUUUCACCACUCACGUGGCCUUUCAUGUUUCUUUGGAGAAAUGAAAGGUCUUUUCAAGACCUUUGCCUGUUUUUCAGUGGGGUUGUUUGUGCUUUUGCUGUGGCUGCAG